CUCUUUUAAAUUCAAAUACAAGCAAAAGACUUCAAGAAGAUAAUACUUUGGAAACACACACCUUUACAACAGGAAAAAAUUAUGGUGAUGAUGACACCAUUGGUGAGUCUGAUAUUUUGGGAGAACUUCAAGAAACUAAAGACAAGCUAAUGAGGAAUGAAUUGGAAUGUCAACAACAAUCAAUAAUUAUUAUGGAACUUAACAAUAAAAUUGCACAACAGCAACAGCAACUAGAAAAUUAUAAGCGUGAGGUAGAAGAGUUAAAAAAUAAAUUAAGCAUAUCUUAUGAUCACAUAGAUCAAAUUUGUGAUUUAUAUAAAGAACAAUUUAACAAAAAUAAAUAUCUUACUGAGGA
Messenger RNA from Entrophospora candida, 355 nucleotides. NCBI's taxonomy places the organism in Eukaryota, Fungi, Glomeromycota, Glomeromycetes, Entrophosporales, Entrophosporaceae. The record is from the annotation of a GenBank genome assembly.